Molecule: messenger RNA, 4863 nt
Organism: Cavia porcellus (domestic guinea pig)
Lineage: Eukaryota; Metazoa; Chordata; Mammalia; Rodentia; Caviidae
Gene: Sema4d
Product: semaphorin 4D
Exons: 19
Coding region: 996-3548 (850 amino acids)
Biological process (GO): semaphorin-plexin signaling pathway; negative regulation of transcription by RNA polymerase II; negative chemotaxis
Cellular component (GO): plasma membrane
Molecular function (GO): chemorepellent activity; semaphorin receptor binding
Source: RefSeq, a predicted model, not a curated record
CCGCAGCAUCCCCGCGCGCCGAGCCCUCGUCCGCGUCCCCGCCGCCGCCAGCGUCUCCGCCGCCGCCGCUGCCACCGCCCCGGCCGCGGCCACCGCCGUCGCCAUUCCCGACCCGGCCCGCGGAGAACGCGCCCAGGUGUGUGUGCUCCGGUGCACGAGAGGCUGUAAUCCGGUCGCCUAGAAUGAGGCCUGUUGCCGAGGCCGGUCUCGCCUGUCUGGAGCACUGGCCCGUGCAGUCUGUGUUUUGAAAUCUCACUCUGUGUUGAGCACAUCCAGGCCGUGGGUGGUGAGGCCCUAACUGGACCCGGGGCCUGUGACCGACCAUCUGACUCUGCCGAUGGGACUUUUUCCAAGUGCACUGGGUGCCACCAACUAAACUGGCAGCAAGGGCCAGCGCCUGAGAAGAGCCCGGUGGAGGAAAUAAUGCCCUGAUUGUCACUUGGACCGUUGGUGUCUGUGCACAUCAUGUCUUGGUGAUCGUCAGCUGAAGAGAAGAAAGCUGGCUGGGAUUCUCCAGAAGAUGCAUGGUGGAUCACAGAGUACCUCCAAGUCCCCUCCUCAGGCUUCCUGUGCCAUGUCCUGGCUCUGAGACUCUUCCUGGGAUAACAGUGUGUUAGUGCUGCCCAUCCCAGGGACUCAUGGGGAGACAGCCUGCUGUCUGCAAUUCCCAGCUGGGGCAGUUGUUUCUUGAGCAGGAAGAGAGAGGAGAGCAGAAGUUUUUGAGGACUCCGGGCUAGAAGACGGAAAGCUCUGGCAGACAAGGCACAGGGCACCUUCAGAGGCUGUGCAGAGCUGCAGUGCUUUUGGAAGGAAGUGCGGGGAGCCCGCUAGGAGACCCUAGCAAGUGAGGCUAUGUGGGCCCUCAGGAACCCUGCUGCUCAAUUGGUCCACACUGUGCUGCUGGUGCCUGCCUGGGGCCUCUGAGCGUGGUCACCGACUCCUUUUGCCCAUGCGCCUUCGCUGCUGGAAACCCCGAGAGGCCCCUGCCUGUAAGGAUGGAGCUGCUGCCAGCCCUAGCGCUGGUGUUGGGGGUGGUGGCAGCAUUCGCACCAAUUCCCAGGAUCACCUGGGAGCACCAAGAGGUGGGGCUGAUGCGGUUCCACGAGCCCGGCAUCUACAACUACUCGGCCCUGCUGAUGAGCGAGGACCAGGACACCCUGUACGUGGGGGCCCGGGAAGCAGUCUUCGCACUGAGGGCGCUGGAUGUCUCCCGGAAGCUGCGCGAGGUAUACUGGGAGGUCUCAGAAGACAAGAAGGCCAAGUGCGCCGAGAAGGGAAAAUCAAAACAGACGGAAUGCCUGAACUACAUCCGGGUGCUUCAGCCUCUCAGCUCCUCUUCCCUGUACGUGUGUGGGACCAACGCAUUCCAGCCCACGUGUGACCACCUGGACUUAACAUCCUUCAAGUUUCUGGGGAGAAAUGAAGAUGGCAAGGGAAGAUGUCCCUUUGAUCCAGCACACAGCUACACGUCUGUGCUCGUGGAUGGAGAGCUGUAUUCUGGGACGUCGUACAAUUUUCUGGGAAGUGAACCCAUCAUCUCCCGAAACUCUUCACAUAGCCCCCUGAGAACAGAGUACGCGAUCCCCUGGCUCAACGAGCCCAGCUUUGUCUUCGCUGACGUGAUCCGGAGAAGUCCCGACGGUACGGACGGUGAGGAUGACAGGGUCUACUUCUUCUUCACGGAGGUGUCGGUGGAAUACGAAUUUGUUUUCAAGCUGAUGAUCCCCCGAGUGGCCAGGGUGUGCAAGGGGGACCAGGGCGGCCUGCGGACCCUGCAGAAGAAGUGGACGUCCUUCCUGAAGGCGCGGCUGCUGUGCGCCCAGCCAGACAGUGGCCUGGUCUUCAACGUGCUGCGGGAUGUGUUCGUGCUACGGGGCCCGGGCCUGAGGGAGCCAGUGUUCUACGCACUCUUCACCCCACAGCUGAACAACGUGGGGCUGUCGGCCGUGUGCGCUUACAACCUGUCCACGGCAGAGACGGUCUUCUCCCGUGGGAAGUACAUGCAGAGCGCCACGGUGGAGCAGUCCCACACCAAGUGGGUACGCUACAAUGGCCCAGUGCCCGCGCCACGGCCCGGAGCGUGCAUUGACAGCGAGGCACGGGCGGCCAACUAUACCAGCUCCCUGAGCCUGCCUGACAAGACACUGCAGUUCGUCAAAGACCACCCCCUGAUGGACGACUCAGUCACCCCGAUAGACGGCAGGCCCCGGCUGGUCAAAAAGGAUGCUAACUACACGCAGAUCGUGGUGGACAGGACCCAGGCCCUGGACGGGACUGUCUAUGAUGUCAUGUUUCUCGGCACAGAUCGCGGGGCCCUGCACAAAGCUGUGAACCUUGAGAACGAGGUGCACAUCAUCGAGGAGACCCAGCUUUUCGAGGACUCCGAACCAGUGCAGACACUGCUGCUGUCCUCAAAGAAGGGCAGGAGGUUCGUCUACGCGGGCUCCAACACAGGUGUGGUGCAGUCACCGCUGGCCUUCUGCGAGAAGCACGGCAGCUGUGAGGACUGUGUCCUGGCGCGGGACCCGUACUGCGCCUGGAGCCCAACCGAGUCCGCCUGCGUCACUGUGCACCAGGCUGAGGCCAGCAGCAGGUCAUGGAUUCAGAAGCUAAAUGGUGACGUGUCCUCGUGCCCGGAUAAGAUUAAAGAAAGUUACCGGCAGCGCUUUUUCAAGCACGGCGACACGGCGGAACUGAAAUGCUCCCAAAAGUCCAGCCUAGCCCGGGUGGUGUGGAAGUUCCAGAAUGGUGUGCUGAAGGCCGAGAGCCCUAAAUACGGCCUGGUGGGCAGGGGAAACCUGCUUAUCUUCAACCUCUCGGAAGGAGACAGCGGCGUGUACCAGUGUCUGGCGGAAGAGCGGGUCCGUAGUGGGAUGGUCUCCCAGGUGGUGGCCAAGCACGUGCUGGAGGUCAAGGUGCUCCCGCGGCCUCCACCAGCCCCCAGCUCGCCGGCCUCUCAGGCCACCCCCGGGGCACCUGCAGCAUCCACCCAGGGAGCUCCUGCCCCAAGCCUGGCCGCGAGGGCCACUGCCCCCGGGCCUGUCACCCCGCCACCUAGGCCUGUGCCCGCCAGCACAUCCUGCGUGCCCAAGCCUGUGGGGAACACGGUGCCGCAGUGGCCCUCGGAGAAGACGCUAUACCUGAAGUCCAGCGACAACCGCCUCCUGAUGUCACUGUCGCUCUUCCUCUUCCUGCUGCUCCUCUGCCUCUUCUCUUACAACUGCUACAAGGGCUUCCUCCCUGGGCAGUGCCUCAAGUUCCGCUCCGCCCUGCUACUAGGCAAGAAGCAGCCCAAGCCUGAGUUCUCGGACCUGGAGCAGAGCGUGAAGGAGACACUGGUAGAGCCCGGGAGUUUCUCCCAGCAGAACGGUGAGCAGCCCCGGCCCGCGCUGGACACCGGCUACGAGACAGAGCCGGACACCAUCACCAGCAAAGUCCCCACGGACCGGGAGGACUCGCAGCGCAUCGAUGAGCUCUCCGCCAGGGACAAACCGUUCGACGUCAAGUGCGAACUGAAGUUUGCAGACUCGGACGCAGAUGGAGACUGAGGCUGUGACCACAUGAGUCUUGCAGUCCUUUUGUGAGAGUUUCGUGCUUAGCCUGUGGAGUAACAGAGUCUCCGUCUCGUCACUGUGCCGUGGCCCUUCGUCUUGUUUGCUCCAGGUGGAGCCUGUGACUUGUCCCUCUUUUGCUUUGGGAAAACAAACAUCGUGUCCAGUCCUGAGGCCUGCAGCGGGGUGGGGCAUGGGGCCUCGGUGGGUGGCCCUGGUGUCCCUGUGCCCCUGAGGCAUGGCUCAGGGGAGAGGGCGGCUGCUGACUACCGACUGAGCGGGGCUCCUCCUGUGUCCUCCUUGAAGCAGCUACCAGAAGAGAGUUUCCUUCCCAAUUGGAAAUGCGUUUUCAUUUAUCAGAUUGGUAACCAGUGCCUGCUGUCCAGACUGGCACGGACCUUUUCUUCCACUCAGUUGUUUCUAGGGUUCUGCUUUGAUUGUGUUGGGUCUUAGGUGUUUUUCUUUUCAUUACUGAAGCACACGUUUUAAUAUUUAGAAGGAAACGUUCAUCCUCCAGGUUUUGUUGUGUACUGGAACGUGGCUUAUGUUGCUUAUGAUUCUCAGGGAUAGACUUACUUUUUGCUCAGUGUUCUUUCUGCCUCUAGAAGUGUCGACCUAAAUACCACAGCUCUCCAGCCCACUCACCCUUUUACUUUCCGCUUUUUACUGUAUUCCUUAGAAGCACCCUUUUCCGAGACAUUUUAUUUCCAUACUUUUUAAAACUUUGUCGAAGAGGAGGACUGUCCUGCACCCAGGCAGCUGGCGGGUGGCCAGGGUGGCCAUGGGCCCUGGUGAGUAGGCUGCCUCAAGGAGCGGCUGUUUCGCCCACCUGUGGCUGCCAGGUGUGCCCUCCCUUCCCGGGGGUCCUGGGUUCUAUGAACACCUCCCCUCUCUUUUUGCUUCGGUCUCGUCCCCACUGCCACCCAGAUUUGGUCCUCAGCCCCGCAGAGCUAUCCCCUCAUCCCGGAAGACAAUGGGCCCUGGCCACAGGGCUGGCACACGGGGCCCUGUCCCAGCCCGGCCUCUGCUGCCGGUGUUAAGGAUGUGGACAAGUGGUGUGACAUUAACCUGUGUGUUUGUGUUGCUCUCAUCUCCUGCGUUUUAAGUUCUCGUGCAGAGGAGGACUUCUGUUCUGUGGCAGAGAACAAUAAACUGGAUUUCUGUGUGCCUGUGUGGACGGUCUCCCCUCUCGGCAUGAUACGAGCUCCCAUCUGGGUGUAAACUUUCGUGUUUUAUAAGAUUUACUUUGUUUUUAUUUUUCUAUCUUGACUUGUAUACAUGUGGAAACACCUGAAUAAAUGAGAGGCUUCUA